Molecule: messenger RNA, 675 nt
Organism: Chelmon rostratus (copperband butterflyfish)
Lineage: Eukaryota; Metazoa; Chordata; Actinopteri; Chaetodontiformes; Chaetodontidae
Product: tubulin beta-1 chain-like
Exons: 3
Coding region: 1-675 (224 amino acids)
Biological process (GO): mitotic cell cycle; microtubule cytoskeleton organization
Cellular component (GO): cytoplasm; microtubule
Molecular function (GO): GTP binding; structural constituent of cytoskeleton
Source: RefSeq, a predicted model, not a curated record
AUGAGGGAAAUUGUGCAUCUUCAGGCCGGUCAAUGUGGAAACCAGAUUGGUGCCAAGUUUUGGGAGGUGGUCAGCGAUGAGCACGGUAUUGACCCAACUGGUACAUACCAUGGUGACAGUGACCUGCAGCUGGACAGGAUCAAUGUCUACUAUAAUGAAGCCUCAGGCAGCCAGCAGUACAGAUCCCUCACUGUGGCCGAGCUCACCCAGCAGAUGUUCGAUGCCAAGAACAUGAUGGCUGCCUGCGACCCACGUCACGGCCGCUACCUGACGGUGGUCGCCAUCUUCCGUGGCCGCAUGUCCAUGAAGGAGGUGGACGAGCAGAUGCUGAAUGUGCAGAAUAAGAACAGCAGCUACUUCGUUGAAUGGAUCCCCAACAACGUCAAGACCGCCGUCUGCGACAUUCCUCCCCGUGGCCUCAAAAUGGCUGCCACCUUCAUCGGCAACAGCACAGCCAUCCAGGAGCUGUUCAAGCGCAUCUCUGAGCAGUUCACAGCUAUGUUCAGGCGCAAAGCUUUCCUCCACUGGUACACCGGCGAGGGUAUGGAUGAGAUGGAGUUCACCGAGGCAGAGAGCAACAUGAACGACCUGGUGUCCGAGUACCAGCAGUACCAAGAUGCCACUGCAGAGGAGGAGGGAGAGUUUGAGGAGGAGGGCGAGGAGGAGCUGGCCUAA